AUGAUUUGUGGAUAUCUUCUGGGAGUGCUUCUUAUCACUUGUGUAAAUGCCGUUGAAAUAAGUUCUCAUUCGCGCGUUUCCAAAGAUGGCGAUAUCCAACAAAGCACCAAUGCUAAUGACAGCACAGUGGAUCGAGAAACCGGGCGAGCAUCAGGUACCGGGAAUUACCAAAUUCCAUUUCAAGGACUUCUCACGAAGCCAGUUCGAUACAGAACCAAUAGUUACCGGGAAAGCUACAAAACACCAAAGUACGUGGUUUAUCCCAGUAACAGUCAGUUGACAGAUACUUCAGGAUCAUCGAGCAAAGAUGUCGCUAUGGACCGAUUUGCUCCUGGAGAAGCAUAUGGAGGCACAAUUUACAAAAUAUUGAAGCAGAAGCAAAAAGGAUAUGAGUACCGGAAGCCCAUCAACGCAGCUUUAGAUGAUUCAUCAACGACAGGACCUCCACUUUCACAACCUCCUCCACCUCCACCUCCACCGCAACCCGUUCAAUCAGCACCCAUCACACCUCCUCCGCCACCACCGAGUAUCGUAGCACCGACCCCUGUACCACCCAGUGAUUCUUCCAGUAGCGAUUCCGGUUCGAAACCAGGUGCUGCGAACAAUUUUCCUCCUAACAUCGACUCUAGCUAUCCACCCAGUCUGAGCAGUCCGCCGGAUUACAACAGUCCAAUAACAAGCUACUUACCACCGAGCUCUAACCCUUCACUUCCUAGCUCCCCAUCGUCAAACCAAUACAUUCCUCCACCUGAUCUCUUCAACUUUCCACCAAACAUAAAAGCCAACUAUUUACCACCACCACCGGCCGAUGGACAAUUCAAGUUCAACGGAGUGUCAAGCUAUCUUCCGCCGCCAGCCGGAGUACCUUCUGAUUCUGGCCCACCAUCACCGGACACCGGUCCUCCAUCAGACAAUGGUGACAUGGUCGGAGCCAUCCCGGUUGGUCCAGGUAAACCCCAAUACCUACCGCCAAAUCAAUCUUACUUGCCACCGCAAUCCAUGAUGAAUAUGCAACCUGAACCCAUGAGCAUGCCCACUGUGAUGAACGACAUGGGAGGUCCCUCUCCUAUGAUGAACGACAUGGGUGGCCCCCCUCCCAUGAUGAACGAUAUGGGUGGUCCUCCCCCUAUGCACGACCAUCACCAUCCAUUCCACUUCAGCGGAUACGAUCACUAUCACCCACAUGAUCAUUACCCGGAGUAUAUAUUUGAUGAUCACCAUCAUGAUCAUGAUCACUAUUUCGAUCAUGAUCAUCAUAGUGAUGAGUCAACUGCGCCGCCACCUCCACCGCCGCCGCCACCACCACCACCACCACCGCCACCGCCACCAGAGCCAGGCACUCCACGUGUCAAAAACUACAGCUACUACUACAUCAGUCGAACGCUCUGGUACGUCCCGCUGUAUUUCACUCUGUAUUUCUGCUUCUACGUGCUAAUUCUGAUUCUGCGAUCAAUUGCGCGACAUAAGGUGAACAUUCCCAACCAAUGGGUUGGAUCGCGAUCACUGGAGGCAAUGCCGACCAUGACGAAUGCGCAGAUAGUAGACAAGGUGGACCAUUUGACAGAUUUCGUGAUGCGACAGAUUGAAGAUUUUAAGGACAAGUACGUCGGAUCAUAA
Topomyia yanbarensis is the source of this 1617-nucleotide messenger RNA. RefSeq lists its product as uncharacterized. The coding region runs from base 1 to 1617 and encodes 538 amino acids. The record is from RefSeq and is a predicted model, not a curated record. NCBI's taxonomy places the organism in Eukaryota, Metazoa, Arthropoda, Insecta, Diptera, Culicidae. The transcript is spliced from 5 exons.